UCCUUCUGUCUUUCCGUUGUCUGCUGUCUGAUGUUGACGUGUGUUUAUUAAUGUUUGUGGAACUAAAUCUGUGACCGUUUUUAUUUUCAGAGUUAUUUAAAAAGACAUGGCUGCUGACUGGGAUGAGAUUCGGCGGCUUGCUGCUGACUUCCAGAGAGCGCAGUUUACGGACACUUUACAGAGGUUAUCGGAGAGGAACUGCAUUGAAAUAAUUAAUAAGCUGGUUGAAGACAAGAAGCUGGACGUGGUUCACACAUUGGACGGAAAAGAGUUCAUCACCCCGGCACAGAUCAGCAGAGAGAUCAGAGACGAGCUCUACGUGCACGGAGGGAGAAUCAACAUCGUGGACCUCCAGCAGAUUAUCAAUGUGGAUUUGAUCCACGUAGAAAGCAGAGCAAGUGAAAUUACAAAAUCUGAUAAAGGGAUCCAGUUUGUACUUGGACAGCUUAUUGACAACACGUACUUGGAUCGUCUGGCAGAGGAAGUCAACGACAAACUGCAGGAAGCUGGAUUGAUUAGUAUUUCUGAGCUCUGCAAAAGUUAUGAUCUUCCAGGAGAUUUCUUGAUUGAGGAGCUUUCAAAGCGCUUUGGAAAGUUUAUUCAAGGAGAAAUGGACCAGUAUAACCGAGGCGCCAUAUUUACUCCGGCAUUUGUUGCUCGACACAAGGCUCGAAUUCGUGGGCUUUUCACUGCCGUCACUCGACCAACUCCUGUCAGCAGUGUGAUCGGAGCGUUUGGGUUUCAAGAACAUCUCCUUUACUCUGUUUUGGAGGAGUUGGUGAACACCGGCCGUCUGAAAGGAUCUGUGGUUGGAGGCCGGCAGGACAAAGCCGUGUACAUCCCUGACAUUUACGCCAAAACACAGAAUACUUGGGUGGACUCCUUCCUCCAGCAGAAUGGGUAUUUAGAUUUCGAUGCUUUGGUCCGGCUGGGGAUCCCCGACCCCACCGGCUACAUUAAGAAACGCUUCAAAUCCAGCAAGCUGCUGUUCCUCCGAGCCGCCUGUGUGGGCCAGGCUUUGGUGGACCAGGUGGAGACUUCCGUGGAGGAGGCGGUCAGCUCUGCAUCGUGGACCGACAUACAGCCCAUUUUGCCCAGCAGCCUGACGGCGGAGGAUGUUGGGAUAUUGAUCAGCCACGCUAUGAGGAACACCAGCACACAGUCGUCGGCCAGAGUGCUCAGAGGCACGUUUGUCGUCAGCGAAAAGUUCAUCAGCAACUGUCUGUCUCUGUUUGAUGAGGCCAUGCAACAGAAAGCUCAGAAGGAAGUCAAGAACAACCCUGUUUUUCUGAUCACUGAGGAGGAUCUGAAGCACGCGUCCUUAAUCACAGAGCGCACAGCACCUUCAAAAAAGGAGAAGGCGGAGGUAGAGCGCAGGAAGAAGACGACAGAGGGCAGCGGCAGUGUGAAAGCCGGCGGAGGAGGCAACGCCAGAGAGAUCAGGAUUCGUAAAACCAAGAAGAAAGGAAGGAAGGAGGAGGACAGCGAUGAAGAAACCAGACCUUCACAGCAAAAUCGCAACAAAAAGACUGACGUCCCGUUUAUGAGCCAGGAGAAGAUCGUCGCCAUUUUAGAGGAGCGAGUGCGUGACUGUCCAGAAGAGCUCCUCUGUGAGCUGGCGGAGCAUUUAGCACGGCCUUUGAGUAAAAGCUAUCAGGAGGUCCUGCGGGCGGUGUUCAUGUCCUCCACCAGCUCUCCAUCAGGCACUCACAAAAAGAAGAGCAUGAAGGACCUUCAGGAGGAGAUAUCGAACCUUUACAACAACAUUCGACUGUUUGAAAAAGGUGCCAAGUUCUUCUCUGAUGAAACCCAAGGCCACAUCGCCAAACACACCCUAAAGACUGUGUGCACAGACGUCACCAACAUCUUGGUCAACUUCCUUGCUGCAGAUUUGAUGAUGUCUGUGGAAAAUCCCAGUUCCAUCACCAAUGAGGUUAGAGUGAAGAUUUUGGGGAAGUUACCAGAAGACACCAAAGGACCUCUGCUGAAGCUGCACAACUGCCUGAACGGAAAAACUAUUGAAGACUUUUUGACCAAUUUAGAAAUGUGUGCAGAGGUCUGUGGACUCAUGCUAAAGAAGGGAGACAAGAAAAAAGAGAGGCAGGCCCUGUUCCUGCACCGCCAGGCUCUGACUGAGCAGCUGAAGGAGGCUGAAGAUCCGGCUCUGAUCCUGCACCUGGCCAGCGUGCUGCUUUUUCAGGCCAGCACUCACUGCAUGCUGCAGGCUCCGGGACGCUGCGUGCCUCAGAUCAUCGGCAUGCUCACAGGACGGAUACCUGAGCGUCGCCCUCUGGUGGUCUGUGUGUUCCAGGAGCAGCAGCAGCUGCUGUCGGCCUAUCAGACGCUGGUGGUGAAGCAGCUGGUGAACCAGGGCAGGAAGCAGGAGGGCGGGGCCGAGGAAGAGGGGCGGAGCAUCCGCGCCCAGGUGGUGCCGCUCACGCCUCAGGUGAAGGAUCUGGUUCUGUCCCAGAAGAAGACUUCGCUGAGCGAGACGUGAAUGUUAGUCAUCUUUUACCGGCGGAGAAGUGACUCACGCUGUUGUUAAUGUGUUAAUAACACAUUAACAUUCUGUGGUUGUGAGUUUGAAUCUAAUUAAACCAACAUUUCUCCUUUUGUGGUUUCUUCCA
Molecule: messenger RNA, 2627 nt
Organism: Thalassophryne amazonica
Lineage: Eukaryota; Metazoa; Chordata; Actinopteri; Batrachoidiformes; Batrachoididae
Gene: ufl1
Product: UFM1-specific ligase 1
Exons: 19
Coding region: 107-2497 (796 amino acids)
Biological process (GO): regulation of proteasomal ubiquitin-dependent protein catabolic process; protein K69-linked ufmylation; response to endoplasmic reticulum stress
Cellular component (GO): endoplasmic reticulum membrane
Molecular function (GO): UFM1 ligase activity
Source: RefSeq, a predicted model, not a curated record